Molecule: messenger RNA, 4735 nt
Organism: Pogona vitticeps (central bearded dragon)
Lineage: Eukaryota; Metazoa; Chordata; Lepidosauria; Squamata; Agamidae
Gene: NFE2L1
Product: NFE2 like bZIP transcription factor 1
Biological process (GO): regulation of transcription by RNA polymerase II
Cellular component (GO): nucleus
Molecular function (GO): DNA-binding transcription factor activity, RNA polymerase II-specific; RNA polymerase II cis-regulatory region sequence-specific DNA binding
Source: RefSeq, a predicted model, not a curated record
AGGAUUGGCUGGGGCAGGGCGGAGGUGGGUUGAGGAGAGCUCGGAGACAGGCUCUCGGUGUUUGGGCUUAGAACCGGCACCAGGGCAAGGCCGCCCGGAGGCAGCCGUGGACGCUGAGCGGCGUUAGCCGAAGAGAGCUGUAUUAUUUCCAGGACUCAUGCUGAUUCCUUACAAUUAUCAGAGAAGAUGGAUAAGAGAUUGAAGGAAAUAAGGAGGUGGAAGGUAUUAGAGAUCUUUCCCAAAUAGAUGUAGGAAGUUUUUCCAGUGAUCUACUGGUCCACCAGUAAUAUAUCCUUCCAAUUGAUAUGUUUCUGACGAAACCCACAGCAAGCAGAAGAGUCUUUGAACCUUUCCCUGCUUUGGAAUCCUGGAUUCUUAACUGCUCCUUCAGAAGCUUCUCGGAGCUGGAGGAGGAAGAAGGAGGGGGAAGGAGUGGAUUUGCAGCUGUUCCACUCGACUUGUCCCAUCUUGUCCUUGGUGUGGGAAGCUAGAAAACUCAAGGAAGUUGCCGCAUGUGGACUCUUUGAGACAAAAUGCUUUCUCUGAAGAAAUAUUUCACAGAAGGACUGAUCCAGUUCACCAUUCUUCUCAGUUUGAUCGGUGUGAGAGUGGACAUAGAUACCUAUCUUAACUCACAUCUUCCCCCUCUUCGGGAGAUCUUUCUGGGCCAGAGCUCGGCUUACACCCAGACACAGUUCCACAACCUGCGGAACACUUUAGAUGGCUAUGUCAUCCAUCCCAAAAGUGUAGAUCUGGACUACUAUUUUACAGCUCGCCGGCUUCUUAACCAGGUAAGGGCCCUGGACAGGUUUCAGGUGCCCACCACUGAAGUUAGUGCCUGGUUGGUACAUCGAGAUCCUGAAGGUUCUGUCUCUAGUGCCCAACCCAGUACUGGUAUUGCCCUUGAGAAUGGCAGUGGCUUACAAGAUGGAACUGUUCCAGAGAGUGUAGCCAGGGAAAACGGAGCGGAACAAGGAUUUGGUGAAGAGUUGGAAGAUCUAGGUGCGGUGGCCCCUCCAGUGAAUGGUGAUCUAACCAAAGAGGAUAUUGAUUUAAUUGACAUCCUGUGGAGACAAGAUAUUGACCUUGGAGCUGGGCGUGAGAUUUUUGACUACAGCCACCGUCAGAAGGAGAACGAAGUGGACAAAGAACCGAAUAAUGGGGAGGAGUAUGGGGAUGGCUGGAGGAACAGAGGCGGCAGCGUUGCAGAAAGGGCCUUGCUAGUGGAUGGUGAGACAGGGGAGAGCUUCCCUGCACAGGCACCUGGGGUUGAGGACCAGACAGCCUUGUCCUUGGAGGAGUGCCUUAGGCUGCUGGAGGCCACAUUUCCCUUUGGGGAAAAUUCAGAGUUUCCAGCUGCAGAUGCCCCCUGCCUAACUGAAGCUCUGCCUAGUGAGAGUGGACCUUCCAUUGUGCCAGACGGGCUCUUGUCACCUCUUCCGACAGAGACUGAGUUGCCCUUUGACCUGGAACAGCAGUGGCAGGACCUCAUGUCUAUUAUGGAAACACAGGGCAUGGAGAUGAACAGCACGACUGCCUCAGAGAACCUGUACAAUGGCACAGCUGGUGACAUCCUGGCAACAAACUACACCCUUGCCCCAUCUACUCCCAUCAACCAGAAUGUCAGUCUGCAUCAGGCAUCACUGGGUGGUUGCACACAGGACUUCCCUUCUCUGUUCAGCUCUGAGAUUGAGAGCCCUUCAGGGGCUGGCAGUUCGGCUUUGUUGCAGCUGGUCCCUGACAAUUCCACUGGUUUUAACACUACCUUUGGCUCUACCAACCUGAGUGGAAUCUUCUUUCCUCCCCAGCUAAAUGGCACUGUAAAUGAAACAUCUGGAUCAGAACUCCCAGAUCCUCUGGGGGGACUUCUGGAUGAAGCCAUGCUAGAUGAGAUCAGUUUGAUGGACUUGGCUAUCGAAGAAGGUUUCAACCCAGUGCAGGCCUCUCGCCUGGAGGAGGAAUUUGAUUCUGACUCAGGGCUCUCCUUGGACUCGAGCCAUAGCCCUGCUUCUCUUAGCAGCUCAGAAGCAUCAUCAUCAUCUUCAUCAUCAGCCUCUUCAUCCUUUUCUGAAGAAGGGGCUGUGGGCUAUAACUCUGACUCUGAAAAUGUGGACUUUGAAGAUGCAGAAGGGGCUGUUGGGUAUCAGCCAGAGUACAGCAAGUUCUGUCGUAUGAGUUACCAGAAUCCUUCUCAGUUGCAAUAUCUGCCUUAUCUGGAGCAUGUGGGUCAUAACCACACCUACAACAUGGUUCCCAGGACCUUAGAUGCUGAUGAGCCACAGCCAGCCAGCCUGAGCAAAAAGAGCGCCAAGGAAAAACAGGCAGACUUUCUGGAUAAGCAGAUGAGCAGAGAUGAACACCGAGCCCGAGCCAUGAAGAUUCCUUUUCCCAAUGAGAAGAUCAUCAACUUGCCUGUAGAGGAAUUUAAUGAACUCCUGUCUAAGUACCAGCUGAGUGAGGCCCAGCUGAGUCUCAUCCGGGACAUCCGGAGACGGGGCAAGAACAAGAUGGCUGCCCAGAACUGUCGGAAGAGAAAGCUGGACACUAUCCUCAACCUGGAAAGAGAUGUGGAGGAUUUGCAGAGAGACAAGUCAAAGCUGCUCAGGGAGAAAGUGGAGUUCCUCAGGUCCAUACGUCAGAUGAAGCAAAAGGUGCAGAGCCUUUACCAGGAAGUGUUUGGACGCCUGCGGGAUGAGAAUGGCCAGCCCUACUCCCCAAGUCAGUAUGCCCUACAGCAUGCCAGUGAUGGCAGUGUUAUCCUAAUACCACGCUCCUUGGCUGACCAGCAGGGCAGGCGUCAAGAGAAGAAACAGAAAGACAGGAGGAAGUGAGAGAUAAUGAAUGACAGAAAGAAAAUGCAAAACUUGAUGAAGUGACAUCCUGGAGAAGGGCUGAGCCCGGAAGAAUUUGAAGGAACUUUCAUGCCUUCGUAUCCAAUAUAUCUUCUCAAACCAUGAUAGCUGCCAGUCAAGUGUAUAGGAGCAGACUGUUCGGCAGGGGGCCUACAAGUCUUUGGAGGCAGAAUGACAAAGCAUGUUGGGAAAGACCUGUGCCCCCACAUCCUGGCACCCAUUGCUGAACGUUGGGGAGGGGGGAGCUAGCUGGCAUAAUGUGUGUGGGGAGGGGGAUGAGUCACAGCAGAGAAUAGAGAAUCUGAAUUAUUAAAGGUGGCUUUUUUGUUUUGAAAGGGAAAAAAAUAAGUGGGCAAACUGAGCAGAUUUAAGAGAGGUUUUAUUUUUCCCUUUGAACUUCCAAAACUUGGGUAUUUCAGGUUGCUGGGCUUAUUUUUAGAACCAGCUUUGACAUCUGUUGUGUGCAAUUUGAAAACACAACUGAAUCCCAUGAUGUAGCCAUCACUGCUUCCUAGAUCUGUGUGUGCUAUGACAGGUGGAGCCCAGGAGUGUUGUUUCUAAGAAAGAAGAAAGGAGCUCUUAGGUUUGAGGGGAAGUGAGAGAUUUCAAUUGAAGGAAUUGAUGGCUUCAGCGUUUACCAUAAAUGUUGGGAGGGAGGGUCUGGAAAAUGUUAGUAAAUUACCAUGGUGAUGUAUCUUCCCACUGCCCCUUUGCACAACAAUCAAGAACUCACUAAGCAUGUCACUGCCCACAGUGAGGAGCCAGUAUUCCACUGGAUCACCAUCAAGAUGCAUUACAAGACAGCACAUGAUAAAAUGCAUGCUACAUGCUGUCUGUUUCCACUGAUUGGCUUGAAGGGACUAAGAAGUGUAUGGGUCAAGUGUAAAGACUUCACCUUUAACUAGGUGGGAUUUGUAAGAUGGGAGUCUGAUGCGUGAUCGUCAUCACUUGAUCUUCAACACAGUAGCUUUUGCUCCCAUAAAGUGGGCACAUUUGUUGAACGAAUAGUCAUCUGUGGCAAGCCCCUUUCUUUAAUGGGCACUUUGAUUAAUUUAUUAUUUUUUUAGGACUCUGGGCUCCUAUAUUAUCUCCCUUUCCCUCUAGGGCUGUAGGAUGAACUUAUAGUAUGCAUGUAGGAAAGAAGGGAGAUGUUUCCUCCAGAUGUUCAAAGCUGCUGAAAGUUCUUUCUGCUAGAAAGACUCAGUGUGUUAACUGUGAUUCCACAGCUCACUUUCCUUCUGUCUUUGGGUGUCAUUCCAACUUUCCCCUUCCCUCCCCCCUUUUGCUUUAAAAAAAUAAGGUGAAGGGUGAGGGUAGUGCCUUGAACACAGCUGGCCUCAGGCUCUGAGGCAAUCCUCAGAGCUGUUAACCUGCAGUAUAGCACAGCUGGGAGUAUUAUUGACAUUACCAGCAACUGAUGGCCUAAAUGGCUUUGGUUUUUCCCAGCCCGUUAGUCCUGUGUAUGUGAUGAUGUGUGAGGGCAUAGCACUGAAAUGGGCAUCCUCCAGAGGGUUGUAGGGGGUAGGUAUGAAGCACUGUUUAUUCAGUAAAGAGCAAUUUUUUUUGCCGCCAAAUGUUCCAUAUGAUUUUGCUUUUGGGAGACCGUGAUUUCUUGCAGGGAGAACCAGGAGAGUGGGUGAGAGGAAAACAAGGUUGGGUCUCUUCCACUUCUCUUGCGACUUGACAGAAUGACAUUUGAAGCACAAAAUGUGUUGGAGCUGUGGCUGGGUUGCUGGAUGGUUAGGAUGGAGCCCUGAUGUGUGCAUGUGUUAAUUUAUAUUUUCCUUUUGAGGUUUUACUUUGAGUGGUUUCAGUGACCUGAUGGGGAAGAGGAGAGAGAGUGCGUGAGUACAGGACAAAAAUAAAAUGGCUUAUUCACUAUU